CGACGUAAACAAAGGCGGCGGGACGGUCACAAGCCACGCCGGGGGGACUAUUUUUCCUCAUUAUUAUUUACUUAGACAUGUAAACAAGACCUUAAGCACCGAGGAAGAUAGAAUAAGCUCUCGAGAUAGUGUGGAGAGGCUGAAAUAAGGGUGAUAGGGCGAUAAAUAAGGUGAAAUGAGCGUGAAUUUGUGGCGGCCGUCCCUGCCACCACUCCGCCGGCUGCUGGGAGGAGGCGCGGCGAGAGUGUCCAGACAGGCGGGCAUGGGCACAGCGGCAGCGGAGGACAAAAUCGUCAUCCCCGCCAGAAUCCAUCGCUCGCCCACGGACAUACUGAAGGCCUUGGCAGGGACAGUGGGCAGGGACACUACAGGGCCACACUACAAGUACCACGAUGACCCCUAUCUGACCCCUUGCUCCAACCUGACCAAGCGCUCCUACGCCCUGUCCAAGGAGUCCGGGAGGAAGGCUGCGCGAUGGAUCAGGGACCAGCACCCACAGCUCUUCACCCAUCGCCCUGAGGAGCCGUUUGUGGAGGGCUUCUACCCCAAGACCGAGUAUAGCGAGGAUAGCAAGGGUGGCGGAGGCGAGGUCAGCGGCAACACCCUCACACACCUGGUGGGGCGCGGGCAGGUGUCCGACGCCAUCACUGUGUAUCACCUGUGCGGGAAGAAGGGCGUAGAGCUGUCCGAGGAUGUCCUGCAGGCCCUUCUGGAGAUGCUGUGUUUUUAUAAUUGUGAGGAGCCGCUGGACUCUACCUGGGUGGAGGAGAGAUGGUUCAGGCAAGCCACGCCCACCGUCAGGAAGACAUGGAAAGACCAAGGGUUGGCAGAGGAGGUGUUCGCAACCCUGCCCAACAAGGGGUCACCUGCCUACUGUGCGCUGAUCAGGGGCAUGGCUCAGUACUACCAGGUGGACCGAGCCUGGCAGCUGUACCAGGAGUGUUGUGAGAAGGGCAUUGCCGUGGACACCGCCACCUACAACGCACUCAUCAGGGUCGCGUCCCUGCUACGAGAUGCCGCUGACCUGCGCUGGCAACUGGUCAAGGAGUUACUGAGUGCCAUGGCGGACAGUGGCACCAGACCUGACCUUGGCACCCUCAACGCUACCCUAGAGGCAUUGACGCAGGUGGUGGCUUGGCGGCAGGCACGAGACCUUAGCCUGCAGGUCAUGUCAGAGUUCCAGCAGCAGGGGGUCCAACCAUCCCUGGCGACCUUCUACUAUUUGCUGACCAUACAUUGCAGGGAGCGCGGCCCCCUCAGCCACAUCUUACUGGACAUCUUGGACCACAUUGAGGGCCGCAGCUUCACCAUCCAGCACCCCAUGGACACACACUUCUUCGUCACUGCGAUGAACGCUGCCCGCACCCACCUGGAGAGCUUGGAGGCUGCAAGGCGCGUAAAUGCCCUUCUGCGACAUGGGGAUAACCACCUUCUAAUUGGGGACUCGUACAAGGAAUCUGUCUAUUACCGGCACUAUUUCGUCCUGUCCUGCAAUGCCCUUCCCUUUGACAAGUUCAUGGAGGUCUACAGUGAGCUGGUGCCCCACGUCUACACACCUGAGCCGGGGGUCAUGCAGGAAGUCCUCCAAGCCGUACGGGUCAGCGGCUGCCUCCACCACCUCCCCCAGCUCUGGUCUGACCUGAUCCUGUUUGACCUGGCUCUGAGGGAGAAGCUGAUGGCCCUCACCCUCUCGGCCCUGACCCAGCACCAGCCUGACCCAGCAGAGGGGGAGGAUGGCCUGACGUCGCGGCUGGUCACAGUGGCCAAGGACAUGUGGACUAGGGUGCAGGAACAGGCGCCGGAGAGGAGGAACAGGACGGGACAGAUGCUGGGGGAGCUGCUGGAGGUGCUGGUGCGCUGCGGGGACUACACCACCGCCAAGGAGGUGCUAGGGGGCAGCCCCCGCCUGGGACAAUCCUCGGCUUCCUCCAGCCCCCCCCCCUCUGCUCGACUCACUUUCUUCCCCCCCUUCCCCCAGAGCGUGGUGCUGUACGGGCAGGACGCAGGUCACCAGGAGACAGGACAGAUGGCCAUACAGGUCCGUGCCAGCCUGCAGCUCACCCCCCAGCAGCGUGCACAGAUCACCUCCCUCCUGGGCCACGACAUACCCCUGCCGCCCCCUGCCGACCCCCCCAGGGACAUAAACUAAGGGGGGGAGAGGGGGUGGAGAGGUCAUGGGUGAUAGGAAGUAAGUUUUUGUGUCACGUUUCAUUUUUGUUUUAUUUUUGUUUUAUUUUGUGAAGUUGUGUUUUACGAGGUUUUUGUGUCGGAGUUACCAAGUUGAGGUCUUUCUGCUUUUAUUUUCAUUGUUUUUCGUUGUUUAUGAGUGCCAGAAAGUGCUAUACAUAAUUACACAGUGCCCAUGAGUAAAACAGGAAUAAAAGGAAAAUGAGAAAGGAAAUGGAAGUAAAGUAUAAGAAGAGAAAGGAUAGCAAAUUAGACUCCCCUUAACCCCUUCACUACAGCCGGGCCAAAACAGCGCCCCGCCCCAUAUCCGGGAUCGCGUCAAAUUUCAAAUGUCACUAUUGAAUAUAACAAGUUUUCAGCCAUAAACUCAACAUAACCAUCAUGUAUUAUAUAUGAAAACAUGCAGAAUUAAAUGGUGCACAUAGAGAAACAUGUAUUAACUGAUAAUUUUGAGAUGUUAGCAUAAAUAUAGAGAUAAAAUAACUCGUUUAUUGGGUAGAGCAAGCCAGGACGCAAUAUGUGUCCUCGGAUAUGGUACGGGGCACGCAGGGACGCAGAAUACGCAUCCUCGUGUUGAAGGGGUUAAUAGAUUUGAAAGGGUCGUGAUAAGCUAAAGGAAAAAUGAGAAAACAAUGGGAAAGAAUGGAAAACAAAGGACAAAUAGAAGACAAAGGGAACGUAGAGAAGGAGAGCUUAUCUAACUCCCCUUAAACAGCUUUGAAAGGCAAGUCAAUGGGUUCUGAUUCCUUAAGUGAGAAGACGAACGCCAGGCAGGGAAGGGCAAAAUGCUAGACACAAUGUAUUCUUAGUCUGCAUAGUAGGUCGCUGAACAUUAGGCAGAACCAUGUCUUGUAUAAAGAAUAAAUCAGGUGUUUGUC
Eriocheir sinensis (Chinese mitten crab) is the source of this 3065-nucleotide messenger RNA. Its product is annotated as protein PTCD3 homolog, mitochondrial-like. The record is from RefSeq and is a predicted model, not a curated record. The transcript is spliced from 15 exons. Gene Ontology annotation, biological process: mitochondrial translation. Gene Ontology annotation, molecular function: rRNA binding; protein binding; ribosomal small subunit binding. Gene Ontology annotation, cellular component: mitochondrion. Lineage: Eukaryota; Metazoa; Arthropoda; Malacostraca; Decapoda; Varunidae. The coding region runs from base 176 to 2149 and encodes 657 amino acids.